Molecule: messenger RNA, 177 nt
Organism: Dicrocoelium dendriticum
Lineage: Eukaryota; Metazoa; Platyhelminthes; Trematoda; Plagiorchiida; Dicrocoeliidae
Source: the annotation of a GenBank genome assembly
AUGGAUGUAAUAGGUACAUUUGGAAAGGUACUGCGGGGUUUUCACUGUCGUUUCUUAUCAGAACAGGAGCUUUCACCUUUUUUGAUUCUGGUGCGCAUCAGGGCCAUCAUGGAAGCAGCGGAAUCAUGUAAACGGAAGAAACAUGAAAAUGGUAUAAAGCAACAUUCGUGCAUUAUA